Messenger RNA from Nomia melanderi (Alkali bee), 557 nucleotides. RefSeq names its product NADH dehydrogenase (ubiquinone) 1 beta subcomplex, 2, 8kDa (gene Ndufb2). Gene Ontology annotation, cellular component: mitochondrial inner membrane; respiratory chain complex I. NCBI's taxonomy places the organism in Eukaryota, Metazoa, Arthropoda, Insecta, Hymenoptera, Halictidae. The record is from RefSeq and is a predicted model, not a curated record. Gene Ontology annotation, biological process: mitochondrial respiratory chain complex I assembly.
ACCUUACCUAAAUUCACGAUCGUCAAUGUAUCGAUUGACGUUGUGUACUGGAGGAAUGGUGUCUUAAGUUUUCAGUCGUUGCCUUUGUUGCCGGGAAAAUGUUAAUUUCACGGGGCAUUCAUAUUCUUAAAACUGCACGUUUCUUAAAUACUAAGAAACAUGUAGCUACCAAUUUGAAUCAGUUCCGAAAUUCAUACGUCUAUCGAGGAAACUUCGAACCACCCGCACUGAAUGUCGUAGUGAUGACAGAAGUCGUAGGUGGAAUGUUUUAUUGGUGGGUUUUAUGGAAUUUAUGGCACGAUUGGAGAUCUGUUGUUUUUGGUCAUAUAUCGAUUCCAGACGUAAACGAGUUUAAGGAUGAGUCAUUGGGACUUCCACCGGAAGAAUGAGUGAUGGGUAGAUUAUUUUUAUAGUAGUAUCUUACAAUCUUAAUUUAAAUAUGAAGUUAUCGGAACAUUCUGGAAAAUUUACAGUAUUCUGUCAUAUACAGAUAUAACGGAUCAUGAUUAACUUCUUUGUACAAUAUUGUUUCCCAAAAUAAAUUGUUUCAAAAAUUU